Linum tenue is the source of this 1511-nucleotide messenger RNA. Lineage: Eukaryota; Viridiplantae; Streptophyta; Magnoliopsida; Malpighiales; Linaceae. The record is from the annotation of a GenBank genome assembly.
CGGACAAUAGAUGACUUAAUUAGUACCAUUGAUUUUUUCUUUGCAGGGUUGGUGAUCAACGGCGAUUUCGAGUCUCCCCCGUCCAGCGGCUUCCCGACGGGGGAAUCCGCCAUCUUGGAAGGCCCCGCCGAGAUCCCCAGCUGGAAAUCAGACGGCACCGUGGAGCUGGUCUCGUCGGGACAAAAGCAAGGCGGGAUGAUUCUGAUCGUACCUCAGGGAACUCACGCCGUCCGGCUGGGCAACGACGCCGAGAUCGGGCAGGAGCUGACGGUGGAGAAGGGUUCCGUCUACUCCGUCACCUUCAGCGCCGCUCGCACGUGCGCACAGCUGGAAUCGCUUAACGUCUCCGUCCCGCCCGCCUCCCAGACCAUCGACCUCCAGACGCUCUACAACGUCCAAGGGUGGGACCCUUACGCUUGGGCUUUCGAGGCCCAGGACGACAAGGUGUCGCUGGUUUUCAGGAAUCCCGGCAUGGAAGACGACCCCACCUGUGGGCCCAUCAUCGACGACAUCGCCAUCAAAAAGCUCUUCGCCCCCGAUCGCUCCAAAGAAAACGCGGUGGUGAAUGGUGACAUGGAGGAAGGACCGUGGAUGUUCAGGAACAUCUCGCUGGGGGUACUGCUUCCGACCAACCUUGACGAGCAGACAUCGUCUCUACCCGGUUGGAUCGUGGAAUCCAACCGAGCGGUUCGUUACAUCGACUCGUACCAUUACUCGGUCCCCGAGGGGAAGCGGGCCAUCGAGCUCCUGUCCGGGAAAGAAGGCAUCAUUUCGCAGAUGGUGGAGACGAAGCCCAACGAGCCAUACAAGCUGUCGUUUGCAUUGGGCCAGGCCGGGGACAGGUGCAAGGAGCCCUUGGCGGUCAUGGCUUUCGCCGGAGACCAGGCGCAGAACGUCCACUACACUCCCAAUGCCAACUCCACGUUUCAGACUGCUGAUCUGAACUUCACGGCCAAGGCUGAGAGGACCCGGAUUGCGUUCUACAGCAUCUAUUACAACACCAGGACUGAUGACAUGAGCUCGCUGUGCGGGCCUGUGAUUGAUGACGUCCGGGUUUGGUUUUCUGGGGCUGGGCGUUUUGGGCUUGGUGGACCAGUGUGGCUGGCGCUUGGGCUUUGGGCUUUUAUCUUGGUUUUGGUUUAGCUGUUGAAGUGGGGUGUUACUAUUUAGGGAAGUGGGUUUUGUGUUUCUCUCGCUGGCUUGGAGGGGUAUAUCAAAAUGUAAUGUUGGCUUUUGCUGUGCUUGCAAUCUGGCGAUCUGGCAAUUAGAAUGUUUUGCUAGUAGCUAAGUUAUAUUGGUUACAUCAGAAGUGAUCAAGUGAAUCAGUUCUGCUUCCUAAGAUUAGAUAUUCCACUUUGUCGCCAGCUUACUCAAUGUCUGAUCGCAUCAUAUAUAUUCCCAGAAGAUGCUGUAACACUCUGUCUGGGAUCUUUCCUUUGUGGAUUGGAAUAUAAGAUUGUUAGUAAUGGGCUUUAAUUGCACGUGUUGUAAGAAUUCAUGGCGGUGGUGAG